CAACGCCGUCAGGUCUAUGGACGCCAUAAAUGCCGGCAGCUGUUUCCCACAAGCUGCAGCGGUCGGCACUCUGUAAAAUUCCCCAUCCCGCUCCGAUCUUACUGCAAACCCUACCCUUCCUGAGCCACCAUGUCCGCCUCAUCGUCCUCCUCUCUCCCAGUUCCGCCGAUUUCCCUCUUGAUCUCAUUCGGUGUCCCUUCUGUGGCGUGGAUCUGGAAACCAAUGUGGCAAGGACCGGGAGCAGGGCGGGCCAGAGGUUCUACAAGUGUGUCCGCUACGAUGCUCGCGAGUGUAGGUUCUUCGAGUUCCAGAAGGCAUACGUCAGGAGGAUGACCACCUACCAGAUCGCCCGUGCUCAACAGCAGGCGGGGGUGCUCCACCUCCAGAUGCACGCACACCCUGCAGGCAACAUGGCUCAUCCUGCAAACCAGGCUCCGCUCCAGGCGAAUCAGGGUCAGAAUCAGCAACCUGCGGCGCCGGAGGCAGUUCUGCUGAACCAGAUCUUCAGACCUGUCGCUGCUUCUGCUUCCGGUUCUCACGCGCUGGGGGCAGAAGCUUUCAUCCUUGCCGCUAGCAACAUCAUGCUCACGCUGCUUGUUCUGCUGUUCGUUGUGGCCAUCUAUUUUGGCGGCGGCAACUAGUUCGUUAUUAGUAUGACCUACUUAGACAAUUCAGGAAGGGUGGCUCCCUCGGCAUGUAAGCCUGUUUCCAUGAUGUUGUAGUGUGCGUGUGAUGCUUGGGCCGCCGAGUUCGUUGUUGCUAAGUGUCAGUCAGUCCUCUUCUAGUCAUUAUUAGGCAUAGUAUGGUUUGUGUUCAAGGGUGGCUCCCUUUACCUCUAAGCCUAUUUACCACAGUAUGUAAUUCGUACUGUAAUGUAAUGCACUCUUUGGAACUAAUGAAACUUGGCUAUGUUAGUUAAUCA
This is a messenger RNA of Triticum dicoccoides, 922 nucleotides long. RefSeq lists its product as uncharacterized. NCBI's taxonomy places the organism in Eukaryota, Viridiplantae, Streptophyta, Magnoliopsida, Poales, Poaceae. The transcript is spliced from 2 exons. The record is from RefSeq and is a predicted model, not a curated record. The coding region runs from base 30 to 641 and encodes 203 amino acids.